AAAUACUCACUCCUCCAUUAAAUGUCACUGCCAAUUGUACUAGAGAUUCAGUGGGUUGCAUAAUUACAUGGCAACCACCCCAUACAAGUCAUGUGGAAGACGUAAAGUGUUUUCAGUAUGAAAUUAACAUACAAAAUAAGGAUGAGCCCAAAGAAAAGAAAAAGGAUCCUCCUGUAAGGAUUGAUCGAUACGAAUUCCAAAAUUACAAUGAGAAAAAAAAAUACAUCCUGAAAAUCAGAGCACGUGGAAAAAACUGUCUCAUAAGCUCAAACUGGGGGGAAUGGAGUGAACCCAUCGAGUUUGGUCGAGGGAGAGAUUACUUUAUUUCUGUGAUUUUAUUUCUGAUAGCACUUGGAACAAUCUCAGUAACACUACUCCAAUAUUGUCUUUUCAAAAGGUAUUGCAGUCUCAAAAGCAUAUUUUCUCCCAUUCCACAACCAAGAGACAAAUUGAAUGCAUCCACCAAUGAAAAUAUCCAGGCAGAAUACAUAAAUCCACCAAAAAAACGUUGUACUGAGGAAAUAACUAUGGUUGAAGAGAUGACCUAA
Molecule: messenger RNA, 548 nt
Organism: Phaethon lepturus (White-tailed tropicbird)
Lineage: Eukaryota; Metazoa; Chordata; Aves; Phaethontiformes; Phaethontidae
Product: granulocyte-macrophage colony-stimulating factor receptor subunit alpha-like
Exons: 6
Biological process (GO): cytokine-mediated signaling pathway
Cellular component (GO): external side of plasma membrane
Molecular function (GO): cytokine receptor activity; protein binding
Source: RefSeq, a predicted model, not a curated record